Molecule: messenger RNA, 2834 nt
Organism: Ahaetulla prasina
Lineage: Eukaryota; Metazoa; Chordata; Lepidosauria; Squamata; Colubridae
Gene: USP3
Product: ubiquitin specific peptidase 3
Exons: 15
Coding region: 99-1661 (520 amino acids)
Biological process (GO): protein deubiquitination
Cellular component (GO): cytoplasm
Molecular function (GO): zinc ion binding; cysteine-type deubiquitinase activity
Source: RefSeq, a predicted model, not a curated record
CAGGCGCCGUGCGUGGCGUGCGUGGCGUGCGUGCGUGCGUGCGUGGGGCGACGCAGGGCGAGGAGCGGAGGAGGCCGGCGGGCAUCGGCGCCGCCGCCAUGGAGUGCCCGCACCUGGGCGCCAGCGUCUCCCUCGCGCCCGACUCGGCCAAGUUCCCGCAGGGCUCGCCCUCCUCGUGGUGCUGCAGCGUGUGCCGCUCUAACAAAAGUCCCUGGAUCUGCCUGACUUGCUCGAGUGUCCACUGUGGAAGGUAUGUAAAUGGCCACGCCAAGAAGCAUUAUGAAGAUGCUCAAGUUUCUUUAAUAAACCACAAGAAAGCAGAAAAGCAAGAAAAGGUUCAGCACUUGGUCUGCAUGGAUUGUAGUAGUUACAGCACCUACUGUUAUCGCUGUGAUGACUUCGUAGUAAAUGAUACCAAGCUAGGCCUGGUGCAGAAAGUCCGGGAGCAUCUACAGAACUUGGAGAACUCAGGUUUUACAGUAGACCGACAUAGGAAAAGAAAACUUCUUGAAAGUGCCUCGGUAAACAGCAAGUUAUUAAAAGUAAAUGGGAACCCCACAAGUUUGUGCGCAACAGGCCUUCGGAACUUGGGGAACACGUGUUUCAUGAACGCCAUCCUUCAGUCCCUCAGUAACAUUCCACAGUUCUGCUGUUACUUCAAAGAGCUGCCAGCGGUGGAACUUCGGAACGGGAAGACUGCAGGCCGGCGGACGUACCACACGCGGAGCCAAGGAGAUAACAGCGUUUCCCUGGUGGAAGAAUUCCGGAAGACCCUGUGUGCUUUGUGGCAGGGAAGUCAAACUGCCUUCAGCCCCGAAUCCCUGUUUUACGUUGUUUGGAAAAUCAUGCCCAACUUCAGGGGGUACCAGCAGCAAGAUGCCCACGAGUUCAUGCGCUACCUCUUGGACCACCUGCACCUGGAACUGCAGGAGGGCUUCAACGGUGUUGCUCACCCAGCCCUUGUUCCAGAGAGCCCUGGUCUCACUGCCGGUAGCAGGUGCUGCGUGAAUGGCACUUCUACCGUUGUCACAACUAUCUUUGGAGGUGUCCUUCAGAAUGAAGUCAACUGCUUGAUAUGUGGAACUGAAUCCAGAAAGUUUGAUCCAUUCCUAGACCUCUCACUAGAUAUUCCAAGUCAGUUCCGGAAUAAACGUAACAAGAACCAAGAGAAUGGACCAAUCUGCACGUUGCGGGAUUGUCUCCGUAGCUUCACCGACCUGGAAGAACUUGACGACUCAGAGCUCUACAUGUGUCACAAAUGUAAGAAGAAACAGAAGUCCACCAAGAAGUUCUGGAUGCAGAAGCUACCCAAAGUGCUGUGCCUGCACCUGAAACGCUUUCACUGGACAGCCUACCUGAGGAACAAGGUGGACACCUUUGUCGAGUUCCCUCUGCGCGGCCUGGACAUGAAGUGCUACUUGCUGGAGCCGGAAAACAGUGGCCCAGACAGUUGCCUAUAUGACCUGGCGGCUGUGGUUGUGCAUCAUGGGUCAGGGGUCGGUUCUGGGCAUUACACGGCGUAUGCAACUCACGAAGGGCGCUGGUUCCAUUUCAACGACAGCACAGUGACGCUGACAGACGAGGAAACGGUCUCGAAAGCCAAGGCCUACAUCCUGUUCUACGUUGACCGGCAGGCUAAGUCUGCAUCUGAGAAACUUUAAUGCCUCUCUCUGCCCUGUGCAUAUCAAGUCCAAUGGACAAAACAUUUCCAGUUCUCCACAGAUACUUGAUCCGAGACUCUUGAUUUCAUUGUGCACUUUUUAAAAAUUUUUUGUGGGUUCUAGUUUUAUUACAUUGUCGGUAGUAGCAUUUGACUUAUUAAAAAAUGGACAGAAGCUAACUUUGUGGUUAGUUAUACCGGAAAAAAAGGCAAAACCUCAGCAGAUACUGAUGUGCUGCUUAAACUCAAAUUUUAUACAUAGUUUCAAGAGCGACUUUUAUGUUUGACUUUCCUGUCUCCAUGUUCUGGUUUGCUUUCUAAAGGCACAUUUCCACGAGGGAAACUUGAAUCAUUUUGAUGAACACGAGUCUGGGUGCUCUGUUAGGAAACGCCGCAAGGGCCUCGGCGGGUCUCCCAGGAUCAAGGACUCGACCUCCCUCGGGCCCAAACGGGAUGCAGGCACGGACUUUGGGGUCUCCCCUUCUUUCUUUAAGGGGCUGCAUUAAACAGGCCAUGUAACUGCUGCUAUUUUUGUUUCUCCGAAGGCUGUUUUUUUAGUCUGUAGAUUGUACUUCAGUAGAUGGCUGCAUCGUUUGUAAUAGAAACUCUUUUUUUAAAAAUACUUUAUACGGAUACGGAAAAUUACUAUUUUGCUGCAAUUAAGGUACCAAAAAUCAGAAUUUGGGAUCGGCUAUUCAUUUUGCUAGUCUAGACUCACUCUGCGAACAUCACUCUCUGACCUCCUGGCUGGAGAUUAUUUGGAAGCAGACGAGCGUUCUACGCUUUUCUCACAGAAACUGCCAUCUUGGGCCACUGAAACUCCGAAGAAGAGCUUUAGAAGAGAAGAUGCGGGAGAUGACUUUCCAGGCUGCGCUUUCUUGAGGCUCCUGCAUGGAAGAGGCUUUUUUAAAGCUGGUUUUCCCCGAGGGAAAGAAUGAAAGUCCCUGGUUGCAUUUGUUCCAAUCAGCCAAUCGUGUAAACUUUUGAAUUCUGCAGAAUUCUUCAAUUCAAGGAGCGGAGGGGAGGGGAGGAGAGCCCGAAAGGGACGUGGUGGGGGGAGGCACAAGGUGGAAUACACCAGUAGGUGAACAGGAACAUGCCCCCUUCCCAGCAAGGAGGAGGAAGUGGCUGGCCCUGCCUGGAGGAGCAUCCCCUCCCCUCCCCUCCCCUGGCA